AUGGCAUCCUACACCCACUCAAGCCAGGGAACACCCGGCCAAUCCAAACUCUUCCUCAACCCCGCGGCCCUGAGCCCCGCGGGAGACAGAGCCAACCACACCACGUUCUGGCGAAACCCCAAGGUCGGGAACAUCUACCGCAACACCGAGUACAUCACUGCACCGAUCACGCAGCCGCUGCUGGACUAUUGCGGUCUGACAAAGAGCAAGAUUGCUUCGCUCGAUGAGCCCAUCGAGGUCCUUGAUAUGUGCUGUGGUGCGGGUGUGGUUUCCGCCCGCAUUCACGAGAUGCUGAAGGCGACGGGGAAGGGCGGGAAGGGGCUUGUGAGGUUGACCUGUUCUGAUUCUAGUGGUGGUCAGAUUGAGCAUGUCAGGGGUCGAGUUAAGAAGGAUGGCUGGAUGGAUACAACGGUAGUCCAGGCUGAUGUUGCGAGACUACCAUUCGAGUCGAAUAGCUUUGACUUUAUCGUCGUUGGCAUGGCAUUAAUGGUCGUCGCUGAACCCUACGCGGGCCUAGCAGCAGAACUUUACCGCGUCCUCAAGCCGGGCGGCCGUAUCGCAAGCUCGACAUGGGCAACGGAAGGUUGGGUCUGCGAUACCCGCGACGCCGUCGCAAACUUUGGCAUUCCCGGGCAGCAGCCAGUUCCCUGGCCGCAAAAGUCAUGCCAUCUGACUGGGCUCUGGUCACCCGGCGCAUGGGAUGAUCCUUACUUCGCGGCCGCAAUGUACAAUGCCUCCGGAUUGACUGAAAUCAAGUCGGAGAUUGUGGCCAAGCCCAUUACGUUCAGAGAUCCUGAGCAAUUCUGCACUAUUUUUCAGGCGCUGCUUACGGGCACCGUUGAGAGAUACUGGUCUGAGGAACAAAAGGAGAAGUUAAGGCAUAAGUUGAAGCCUGUCAUUGUUGAGUAUUUGGGAAAGAAGUACGGCGGAGAGCCGUUUGAAAUUGAAAGGUCUAUCGUUCUUGUUGGCGGGACGAAGGCAAAAGUUUGA
Molecule: messenger RNA, 990 nt
Organism: Colletotrichum acutatum
Lineage: Eukaryota; Fungi; Ascomycota; Sordariomycetes; Glomerellales; Glomerellaceae
Product: S-adenosyl-L-methionine-dependent methyltransferase
Exons: 3
Coding region: 1-990 (329 amino acids)
Molecular function (GO): methyltransferase activity
Source: RefSeq, a predicted model, not a curated record